CAGGCCGUUAUCUUAAUUAUGACUGCAUAUAAUUGCUUGCAGCUGUUAUGCUAUUAUUAUUAUAUUGUAGUAACUGAUAUGGCAGCUGUUAUGCUAUUAUUAUUAUAUUGUAGUAACUGAUAAGUUUACGUUUAUGUUCCUGUGUAUAAAGAGAUUGUAAUAUUAGUUUUGAUUAUAUAGAAAACUCAGUUUCUACAUGGUAUCCAGAGCCUAAAGUUUUCCUUUCUUUUUUUUUUUCUCCUUUUCUUUUUCUUUCUGUCGAUGGCUUCAAGCAGUGUUCCCACUAUCUCCAUUCCCAAUAUCUCUCACCUUGUCUCUGUCAAACUAUCUGAUACCAACUAUCUUGUAUGGGAAAGCCAGGUCAAACCUUUCUUACUUGGCCAGAAUCUUUGGCGCUUUGUUGAUGGCUCUCAUCCUUGCCCCUCCCCUACGCUAGCUCCUUCUGAUAAGUCUGAAUCCUCUACUCCGUCGUUGGCCAAUCCUGACUAUGUCUCUUGGUUUCAAACUGACCAAAGCCUAAUUAGUAUUCUUCGUGCUACGCUGUCUGAGAGUGUUCUUCCCCAAGUUAUUGGGUUCUCCACCUCGAAGGAAAUUUGGGAUUGUCUCAAACAAAAUUUCUCCCAACAAUCUCUUGCCAAUUCUGCCCAGCUCAAAUUUCGCCUCUUCUCUAUUACCAAAGGUUCCAAAUCCAUCUCUGACUACCUUGCUCAGGCCAAGAGUUUGGCUGAUGAACUCACUGCCAUCCAGGAACCUGUCUCCAACUCUGAUCUGGUUACUUAUGUGCUUCGUGGUCUGGGUAUUGACUACCAAAUGAUUGUGACGGCAAUUUUGAAUUUCCCACCCCUUCCAUCCUUCUCGGACCUCCGCACUCGCCUUCUUGCCUUUGAAGGGCAACAGGCCUUAGCAGCUCAGAUGGCUCCUGUGGCUUCCCCUGCUGCUUUUGUAGCUGCUCGCUUCCCCCGUGGCCCUCGCCACCCUAGUCCGCGUGGCCACUCCUCUCGUCCCUUUGGUGGCCCGUCUUCAGCCCGUCUUUUCUCUGGCCUGGGCCAGCCUUCUCCCCGUGCUCCCCGUCCUUCCUCCUUCUCUCAAGGUCAUUUGGGUCCUCCACCCUCUCGCCAGUCAAUUCAAUGCUGGAAUUGCCAGCAACUUGGUCAUGUUCAAGCCAAGUGCCCUUAUCCUCGUGCUUUCGCUGGCAUGCAUGUUGCGUCCACUUCUGAUCCUAACUGGUAUUUGGACUCUGGUGCCACCAAUCAUAUGACCCAUGAUGCGCGGACAUUCCCCUCCGGCACUCCGUAUGCUGCUUCGGAUCAGGUUGUUGUUGGUAAUGGUGACACCCUCCCCAUCACUCAUUCUGGGCCUAUGUAAGGAUGGUCUUUAUCCUAUCUUUCCAACGCUGUUGUCCAGUUCCAAGCAAGCUUUUUCUUCUAUCGUCGCGUCGUCCUCUUUGUGGCAUCGUCGUCUUGGUCAUCCCUCCAAUAAAGUUCUUCGCACACUUGUUUCUCGGUCCUUAUUAGGUUCUCUUUCUCGUUUAUCAUCUUCCCCUUGUAGUCACUGUGCAUUAUCUAAAUCAAUAAAACUUUCCUUUUCGUCUCA
Prunus persica (peach) is the source of this 1593-nucleotide messenger RNA. RefSeq lists its product as uncharacterized. The transcript is spliced from 2 exons. NCBI's taxonomy places the organism in Eukaryota, Viridiplantae, Streptophyta, Magnoliopsida, Rosales, Rosaceae. Gene Ontology annotation, molecular function: zinc ion binding; nucleic acid binding. The record is from RefSeq and is a predicted model, not a curated record. The coding region runs from base 262 to 1365 and encodes 367 amino acids.